AUGGCAUGGCGUUGUUCAGGAGCAACCAACGCCGAGCUAAUCUCCAACAUGCGCAACUCUUCCCUCAUCACCUCCUCCCGAGUCUCUGAAGCAAUGUCCCUGGUCGAUCGAGCAAAUUACGUCCGCACACCCUCGCUCGCAUACCAGGACUCGCCUCAAAGGAUCGGAUAUGGCGCAACAAUCUCUGCUCCACACAUGCACGCUCAUGCCGCCGAAAAUCUCCUUCCCUUUCUCCGGCCCGAUUGCAAAGUCCUCGAUGUUGGCUCUGGAUCCGGUUACACUUUGGCUAUCUUCCACCAUCUAACCACUUGCACAGGCGCAGGCAAGGUUCUAGGUAUAGACCACAUUCAGGGAUUGGUCGAUCAGGCGAAUUCAAACCUAGCCAAGGAUGGACUGGGAGAAGCAAUGGAAGAAGGCAAGGUAGUGAAUCUCUGCGGAGACGGAAGGAAAGGGAUGGAGAGUGAAGCACCUUUUGAUGCGAUACAUGUUGGUGCUGCAGCACCGGGAAUACCUGAAGCCUUAUUGGAACAGUUGAAGGCGCCAGGAAGAAUGUUCAUUCCCGUGGAGGAACAGGAUGGGAGUGGAAAGCAGAAUAUAUAUCAGGUUGAUAAGGGGGAGGAUGGCGAGGUGAGGAAGAAGAAGAUUUGCGGGGUGAUGUAUGUGCCUUUGACUGAUGCCGAGAGGCAGUGGCGUGGGUGA
Messenger RNA from Ustilago hordei, 699 nucleotides. Its product is annotated as putative l-isoaspartyl protein carboxyl methyltransferase. The record is from RefSeq and is a predicted model, not a curated record. Gene Ontology annotation, molecular function: protein-L-isoaspartate (D-aspartate) O-methyltransferase activity. NCBI's taxonomy places the organism in Eukaryota, Fungi, Basidiomycota, Ustilaginomycetes, Ustilaginales, Ustilaginaceae. The transcript has a single exon. Gene Ontology annotation, biological process: protein modification process. Gene Ontology annotation, cellular component: cytoplasm. Bases 1 to 699 code for a protein of 232 amino acids.